Messenger RNA from Hordeum vulgare subsp. vulgare (domesticated barley), 1217 nucleotides. RefSeq names its product probable 6-phosphogluconolactonase 3, chloroplastic. The record is from RefSeq and is a predicted model, not a curated record. The coding region runs from base 71 to 1036 and encodes 321 amino acids. Gene Ontology annotation, molecular function: 6-phosphogluconolactonase activity. The transcript has 3 exons. Lineage: Eukaryota; Viridiplantae; Streptophyta; Magnoliopsida; Poales; Poaceae. Gene Ontology annotation, biological process: carbohydrate metabolic process; pentose-phosphate shunt.
CCAAUCCACCUGUCCCUCUUACCCAACGACCACUUCUCCCUUUCCGGUCCUCCUCGCCGCCCUCACGGCCAUGCCCAACGCCACCGCCGCAGCCGCAGGCGCCUCGCACUCCCUCUCCCCCACCACCAGCCGGAGAUCAUCGCCGUCUUCCAGGAUCCUUACGACCCCUCGCGGAUCUCUUUCUUGCAGACUGCUAUCCUCUUUCCCCUCGCACUCUCCCGUCGGCCUGGUCUCCGCCAUGGCCUCCCCGGGCGCUGCUGGCGAGGCGGCUUCCAGGAAGAAGCUUCUCAUAUUCGACGCCGAGAAGGACCUGGCGGCGUCUCUGUCCGAGUACACGGCGAGGCUGUCGGAGAAGUUCGCCGCCGAGAGGGGCGCCUUCACAGUCGUGCUCUCCGGCGGCUCUCUCAUCAAAGCUCUGAGGAAACUGGCUGAGCCACCGUACCUGGAGGUGGUGGACUGGAGCAAAUGGCACGUUUUCUGGGCGGACGAGAGAGUGGUUCCCAAGGACCACGCGGAUAGUAACUACAAACUUUCCAUGGAUGGAUUUCUCUCUAAGGUGCCGGUUCCUGCUAACCAUGUUUAUGCCAUGAAUGAUGCACUGACGGUUGAGGGAGCUGCGGAUGACUAUGAAAAUUGUUUAAAGCAACUCAUGAAGAAUGGUGUGAUUGCGGUGUCACCACUAACUGGGUUCCCAAAGUUUGACCUUAUGCUUUUGGGGAUGGGCCCUGAUGGCCAUAUUGCCUCCCUCUUCCCUGGACACCCUAUUAUCAACGAAAACCAGAAGUUGGUCACCUAUGUGAAGGAUUCUCCAAAGCCACCACCUGAGAGAAUAACAUUCACAUUCCCUGUGAUCAAUUCGUCCGCACAUAUCGCACUUAUGGUCACUGGUGCUGGGAAAGCUGGUGCAGUUCACAAAGCGCUUUCAGGUAAUGAAAGUUCAUCAGAUUUGCUGCCCGUUGAGAUGGUUGAGCCGCAAGACGGAGAGAUGACCUGGUUCACUGACAAGCCAGCUAUGUCAAUGUUGUCGAGGAUCUGAAGCCUGUUAUGCUAUAAAUUUGUAACUUCGACCUCCAGGAUUGCAUUAGAUCCGUGCUUGCAAUAUUUAUAUCUAUGUGAAAAAAGAGAGCUGAUUUUGUAGCAUAUAGUGGAGCGUAAAUGUGCGGCACAUUACAGUUUAGUCAUAAUAUGAGUCAAAUAAUGGCACAAAUUACUCGUUA